Molecule: messenger RNA, 1716 nt
Organism: Hydatigera taeniaeformis
Lineage: Eukaryota; Metazoa; Platyhelminthes; Cestoda; Cyclophyllidea; Taeniidae
Source: the annotation of a GenBank genome assembly
AUGGAUCGUGACAAAGUCAUCGGACAACUUGAAAACAACGGCUCUACUCCUAUGACUCCAACCAGCUUUUUAAAUCCAAAGGAAAUAACCGCAGAGCAGGAGCAGUUCGCUGAGCAACUCACAAAGACUAUUGACAAAAUAAAAAGUGAAAGGGAGGGAUCGCUAGUCGAGGAAAUUCAUUUGCAGCAUCAUCCCUCCUCGAAUACUUCGCCUGGCUAUGCCACUACGGAUCGUGCCACAAAUCCGCCCACUCCUACGCCACAAUCAACACAGAAUAUUCAUGUUAAACUCGGCGAGAAUGAAACCGAUAGUGUUGCGACUUCCGCGGCGACGGUACCUUCUAGUCCAAUGUUGCUUUCUGACGUUACUUCAAUUCACACCGCCUUCUCCAUGGCGCCUGCUUCGGGCAUUUGUAAUCCUUCCGCUGCCGUCGCUGCCGCUUUGCACAAUCUGCGCACUCAGGAUGGUGGCACCACCGGUUCACCCCCCUCCACCGCCGGCGACUCUACUUCGCCAUCUUCGCCCUCAUUGGAGAACCCCACAGGGACAAACCGGUAUCCCAGUGUCACCACCACCGCCGCUGCCAUCAGUAAUAGGUAUCCUAGUCUCUCACUUCCUCCACUGAGGACCGAUGUGGCGGACGGUGGUAGCGGUGGGGGAAAUACAUAUGCUUCGGUUGGUCUUACUGACAUGUUGGUCGGUUCGGCGGAAGAUCCAGUCACAACCACUUCUGUCGGAGGUGAUAUCACUUCCUCUGUCACCGGACAAGUGAUUGUUAAUCCCACCACGGAUGGAUUUUUACAUCUCUUUCAUCAUUCUACUGAUCAGAAUCCACUGAUGGAUCCAAAUAGUUCCCGCGGGAGCGGUGCUUUGAGCCAGCGUCACCUGACAAACCUCGUUCCCUACGACAGUCACAGUCUUGCACAUCCGCGACAGCUCCACGACUACAUUCCCUCGAACAUACCAACUUCCUACACCAACGAAGACCAGCAGCAGCAACAACAAGAGAGCAUGAUGCUUUCACAGAAGCGGUCUCUCUCCAACACAGCCUCAAUGACUCCACCUCCUUCCACUGUGAAACGCAGUCGUCGGCGUCAUGAGCCCACCAUUGCUGCCGCUCAGGCGCUCAUUAAUGCCACUUCCAAUAGCAUGGGGCAGCUCUCCUAUGCUCCCACCGAUGUGGCGAGCAUGGUUGGAUUGAAGAUGGAGGAGAGGUCUGUAACCCACCAACCCAUUCAGCCAGCAAUCAGUACAACGAGUAAUGCAGGAAGUGGACGUAGAGUAGCUGUGCCCGCCGGAGGGGGUCAGAUAAACUCGCAAUCGAUGCCUAUCACGUAUGAGUCGCAGUCAAUCAGCCGACCUGACACUUCCCUUACAUCCAUAGAGGAGGACUUGUGCUCUGACCCUUCGAUGCUGAAGAUAGAGAAGAAGAGGGCGCGUAACCGUCUGGCAGCACGUCGGUGUCGUGAGAGGAAGGUAAAUAGGAUUGUAACUUUGGAGAGUGAAGUAGCAAUGCUAAACACGUACGUGGAGCAGUUGCGUACCCAGCUAGAGACGGCCCAAAAGGAGGCAAACCAACUAAGGCUCUACCUGGAGCAAUUGUCCGAGUCAUAUCCUGGUUUGCAGGAUAAGUUGAAAUCCCUCAUUCAGCCGACAUCUCAAGUUGUGCCGUCUUCCACUAGUCUCCAUCCGCCUCCACCAUUGCCUGAGUCAUAG